GCCACGAGGAUGGAAGCGGCGGCGCGCCUCGCCAACGCGGAUGUGACGACGCUGAAGCCGCCGCAACACGUAGACGAUAAUCAAACCCUCACGCGCCCGGUCUUGCACGCACUCCCAAGUCGCACAUCGCCCCGCCUCGGCCUGUGCGCGGAGCUUUCGUCUCUGACGGCGGAGACGCUCCGGCCACCAGUGUUGACGCGGCAGUUGGUCGACGAUUGUCAUUAGCUCUACGUAUGCUGAAUUACGGCAUCCCUGCACCCAUUGGAGCGCUCCGGUUCUUCUGAAAGCAUAUAAUCCCGCCGCGCCCUCUCCAGUGACUGUUGUAAACCCUCUUCGCACCUUUCACACAUCCCACAUCAUGGCCAACCCUCCCCACGGCGGCGUCCUCAAGGACCUUAUUGCUCGCGAUGCUCCCCGCAGGAAGGAGCUGUCCGAGGAGGCUGAGAAGCUUCCCGCCGUCGUCCUGACCGAGAGGCAGCUUUGCGACAUGGAGCUGAUCCUGAACGGUGGCUUCUCCCCUCUGGAGGGUUUCAUGAACGAGAAGGACUACAAUGGCGUCGUUGAGAACAACCGUCUCGCCGAUGGCAACCUUUUCUCCAUGCCCAUUACCCUCGAUCUCUCCAAGGAGACCAUUGAGGAGGUUGGUGUGAAGCCUGGUGCUCGCAUCGUCCUCCGUGACCUCCGCGAUGACCGCAACCUUGCCAUCAUGACCAUCGAGGAUAUCUACAGGCCGGACAAGCAAAAGGAGGCUCGUGAGGUCUUCGACAAGGACGGCGAUGAGGCUCACCCCGCCAUCAAGUACCUCUACCACUCAGUCCAGGAGUUCUACGUUGGUGGUAAGCUUGAGGCCAUUGACCGUCUCAUGCACUACGACUACGUUGCUCUGCGCUACUCCCCCGCGGAGCUCCGCCUCCACUUUGACAAGCUUGGCUGGUCCAGGGUUGUCGCUUUCCAGACCCGUAACCCCAUGCACCGCGCUCACCGUGAGUUGACGGUCCGCGCUGCCCGCCAGCGCCAGGCCAACGUCCUCAUUCACCCCGUCGUCGGUCUGACCAAGCCCGGUGACAUCGACCACUUCACUCGUGUCCGUGUCUACCAGGCCCUCCUGCCCCGUUACCCCAACGGCAUGGCCGUCCUUGGUCUCCUGCCCCUGGCCAUGCGUAUGGCUGGUCCCCGUGAGGCUCUUUGGCACGCCAUCAUCCGCAAGAACCACGGUGCUACCCACUUCAUCGUCGGCCGUGACCACGCUGGUCCCGGUAAGAACAGCAAGGGCGUCGACUUCUACGGCCCCUACGAUGCGCAGGACCUUGUCACCAAGUACAAAGAUGAGCUCGGCAUUGAGAUGGUUCCCUUCCAGCAGAUGACUUACCUGCCGGACCGUGAUGAGUACAUGCCCAAGGACGAGGUCCCCAAGGACGUCAAGACCCUUGACAUCUCCGGCACUGAGCUCCGCAAGCGCCUGAGGACUGGCGCUCACAUUCCCGAGUGGUUCUCUUACCCCGAGGUCGUCAGGGUCCUCCGCGAGUCGCACCCUCCCCGCAACCAGCAGGGUUUCACCAUCUUCCUUACUGGUUACCAGAACUCCGGCAAGGACGCCAUUGCCCGUGCCCUUAACGUUACCCUGAACCAGCAGGGUGGCCGCAGUGUCUCCCUCCUCCUUGGUGAGACCGUCCGCCACGAGCUCUCCUCCGAGCUUGGCUUCACCCGCGCCGACCGCAACACCAACGUCGGCCGUAUUGCCUUCGUCGCCUCCGAGCUGACCAAGGCCGGUGCCGCCGUUAUUGCUGCGCCCAUUGCUCCCUUCGAGGACGGCCGCAAGCACGCCCGCGAGAUGGUUGAGAAGUACGGCACCUUCUUCCUGGUCCACGUCGCCACUCCCCUCGAGUACUGCGAGUCCACGGACAAGAAGGGCGUCUACGCCAAGGCGCGCCGCGGCGAGAUCAAGGGUUUCACUGGUGUCGACGACCCGUACGAGGCUCCCGAGAAGGCCGACCUCGUCGUCGACUUCCAGAAGAGCAACGUCAGGACCAUCGUUCACCAGAUCGUCCUGCUGCUCGAGGGUGAGGGUCUGCUUGAGCAGUUGUAAGGGCGGUGUGUGUUUUGAGCAUUCACAGGGAUAUCCAUGGCGCGACAAUUGGGGGAAACAUAAAUCAAAGGAAUAGAUCUAUCUAGAGUUGGAUCGUCGGUUGGAAAAGCAAAAGAACGCCGUUGGAUUGUUUUAUGACACAAA
Aplosporella prunicola CBS 121167 is the source of this 2230-nucleotide messenger RNA. RefSeq lists its product as uncharacterized. Gene Ontology annotation, cellular component: cytoplasm. NCBI's taxonomy places the organism in Eukaryota, Fungi, Ascomycota, Dothideomycetes, Botryosphaeriales, Aplosporellaceae. Gene Ontology annotation, biological process: sulfur amino acid metabolic process. The coding region runs from base 359 to 2086 and encodes 575 amino acids. The transcript is spliced from 7 exons. Gene Ontology annotation, molecular function: adenylylsulfate kinase activity; ATP binding; sulfate adenylyltransferase (ATP) activity. The record is from RefSeq and is a predicted model, not a curated record.